CCGCUCAAUCAUCCUGCGGAGCUUGAACUCUGCGUAUAUUCGGGGCUACCACCAAGGUUUAAAAUGGCCCUUGUAUUUGGAAGCAUCAGAAGAUCUUUUCUGAACCCAAAGAGCAUCAAAACUCUCACAGAUUUACAGAGCAGGCUUGUCACAACAAGCGGCUCUAUCAGAAACUUGGCUGAAAAUUAUGACGAAUUCGCUGGCCGACCUCUGUACCUGGAUACCCAAGCAACGACACCCAUGGAUCCGCGGGUACUGGAUGCGAUGCUGCCAUACCUGACCGGUUACUACGGCAACCCACACUCGCGCACCCACGCGUACGGAUGGGAGAGCGAGGCGGCAGUGGAAAAGGCCAGAGCGCAAGUGGCCGAUCUGAUCGGUGCAGAUCCGAAGGAGAUCAUCUUCACCUCGGGCGCCACCGAGUCGAACAACAUCGCCGUCAAGGGCGUGGCCAAGUUCUACCGCUCCAAGAAGAACCACGUCAUCACUACCCAGACGGAGCACAAAUGUGUGCUGGACUCAUGCCGGUACCUGGAGAUGGAGGGGCUCCGCGUGACGUACCUGCCGGUGCGGCCGAACGGUCUGGUCGACCUGGCACAGCUUGAGGAGGCCAUGACGCCGCAGACCGCGCUCUGCUCCAUCAUGACGGUUAACAACGAGAUCGGCGUGCGCCAGCCCGUGGAGGAGAUCGGACGGAUGUGCCGUGCGCACAAGGUGUUCUUUCACACGGACGCCGCCCAGGCCGUGGGCAAAAUCCCGGUGGAUGUCAACGAUAUGAGCAUCGACCUGAUGUCCAUCAGCGGUCAUAAGCUGUAUGGGCCCAAAGGUGUGGGCGCGCUGUACGUGCGCCGGCGGCCGCGCGUGCGCCUGGAGGCGGUGCAGUCUGGUGGCGGUCAGGAGCGCGGCAUGCGCUCCGGCACGGUGCCCACCCCGCUGGUGGUCGGGCUCGGCUCCGCCUGCCGUCUGGCCGCCGAGGAGAUGGAGUACGACAGCCGUCGCAUCACGGCGCUGUCCCGCCGCCUGGUGGAGCGUAUGGAGCGCGAGCUACCGGACAUCAUCCGAAACGGGGACGCCGAGCACACCUACCCUGGCUGCGUCAAUCUGUCGUUCGCCUACGUCGAGGGUGAGAGUCUGCUGAUGGCGCUGAAGGACGUGGCUCUGUCGUCGGGCAGCGCCUGCACCAGCGCCUCCCUCGAGCCCAGCUACGUGCUGCGCGCUAUCGGCGCCGACGAGGACUUGGCCCACUCCAGCAUCAGGUUCGGGAUCGGCCGGUUCACCACCGAAGAGGAGGUGGACUACACGGUUGACAAGUGCAUCCAGCAGGUCCGGAGACUGCGAGAGAUGAGGUGA
Messenger RNA from Pollicipes pollicipes, 1350 nucleotides. RefSeq names its product Nfs1 cysteine desulfurase (gene Nfs1). Gene Ontology annotation, molecular function: pyridoxal phosphate binding; cysteine desulfurase activity. NCBI's taxonomy places the organism in Eukaryota, Metazoa, Arthropoda, Thecostraca, Pollicipedomorpha, Pollicipedidae. Gene Ontology annotation, biological process: [2Fe-2S] cluster assembly. Gene Ontology annotation, cellular component: cytosol; nucleus; mitochondrion. The record is from RefSeq and is a predicted model, not a curated record. The transcript has 11 exons. The coding region runs from base 64 to 1350 and encodes 428 amino acids.